CGUUUGCGUAAGACGUAAAUAAGGAGGAAUCGAACUUUAAAGGAACCCGGAGACUUUCCAAAACAUAAUGGAGAGCUUGUGCUCGGAAGAUUUGCGUCAAAAUCCCCACCGGCUUUCACUGUGUGGAAACGUAAUCUUGUUUGACUGUGAACGGGCGUCAAACACGAAAGAUAACGAAACAACCGAGCUGACGUUCCGCCGGCUUUCGUUUAGACGGGAGGACAACGGGUUCGUGAAGGCAGCAGACGGGGCGGCUGUCAUCAGCCGCAAAAGAUCAGCUCAUGUGGACAUCGUGAAAUGUAAAUGUGCCGUGGACGUCCAGAAGAGAGUCACGGCACCGUGUGUCUUACUGACAAAGAAGGGCGAGAAAGGAAAAGGCUUUAAGUAUAGUCUCCUCUCGCUGAGCAGCUCAAACCGUCUGGAGCACCGCUUUGACUUUAAAGUCCCCUAUGAAAUAAAUGAGAACGUGGACAUCCUGCAGGGCCCCACAGUGUUGUGGACCCAUGAGGAAAGUGUCUUUUACGCAUCUGUGCAGACAGGAGGGGUUAGACAGGUACCCGCCCGGUUGUCCCACUGUGUUGUGGGAGAACUCCCCUGCCACAAAGGACAGACAUUUGUUCUUGGGCUCCAAAGCAACUCAGAAAUAUGCUUCAAGUCCACACGGCAAGCACUCGGGUGUCUUGUCGAGGAUGGACAAAUGUUCGACGGUGCUACGAUUUUACCUCCUCCCUAUUUAAGCAUCACAAAGUGCAGCUUGGUGCUCUCAGCUGACAGGUCAGGUGGUGUGCUUGAAUGUGUGGUGGUUGCAGCAACUUCUAACCAGCAACUCGUUUAUUGUGAGGGUGGAAUAGUAAGAGACAUAUGUCAGCUGCCCUUUGAGCAACCUGAGAGUAUUCAGGUGGUUCACGCGGGGAGAAAUGGAUGCCUGUUUGUCAUAUCCUCUCACCAGGGACAGGUCUGCGCUGUAUGGAAGGAAACGUUUCAGAUAGCCUCCCAGUGGUCAGGUGUCAGCUCCGUCCACGUGGACGACUUCCUGGGAUGUGGAACGGACCAGAUGCUGCUGGUAUUUAAGGAUCAAGGUGCAGCAGAGCAGCCUCUGGAAAGGUUCCUCAUAACCGACCUCUGUGGCAUUUCAUAUUCCCGUGGCCAGGACAACGAUGCACCAAAGAUAACCCCUCCUCCACCAGAGAACUAUCUCCUCACUCUUCAAGCUUUAGAAUCCAGACUACAGAGCGGACUGGCCGUGCUUCAAGAGCUACAGCGAGAAGUGAGAGUGAAGGACAGAGUUUUACAGCAGUCGGUGCAGGCCCUCACUGACGUGGUCUCAGAAAGAGAGGCUGUUCUCACCCAUCCUGAGCAGGAGGGCCUUAUUGCUCUGUGGGACUGUGAAGAAGAUGAUGAUGAGUCAAAGGCUGAUGCCUUGGAUGACAAGAUGCAAGUCAUGCCAGCAGUGUCUUCAAAACCUCAAAUUGACAAGCUGUGGCAUCGCGUCACCGAGGACCGAGUGGUUGUGGGAGUGAUACUAACUAGCGACGGCUCUUUACCUGUGAGCAGUGUGAGCUUAUCCAUCCUGACAGAGGCAGGCCAGAGCUCAACGCCUGCAGUCAUCCAGACCCAGAGCCAAGUGUUCUUGCUCCCUUCGCCCUGCCCCUCGCCACCAUCCACCUCCACCUCCUCCUCCUCCGCCUCCUCCUCCUCCUCCUCCCGGUCUGCCUCCCUGUUCCUGGAGCCCACAGCCAAAAGAAGCAGGCAACACAACGCCAGCACAAUCAAUGAUCUCAACACAUGCAGACUGGCUGUGACUGCGGUUACCGAGCUGGCACUUCUGCUGAACUCUGGCCGUGUCAAGUGCCGUGUCAUGCUCCAUUACGUCCAGAGACGAGAUGCUUUUGGCCUCGUGAGCCGCCAGGCACCGGCCGUCCUGCAGUGCGGUCGUGUCGUCUUAGACGUUCAUAAUGAUUUCCAAACACAACUGCUGAAAAACCCACAACUCAAAACAGAUGAGGCCAGAGAGGACUUCCUGAGUCUGUUGGCGGUGCUGGACUGCUGCGUCUUCCACGUCGACUCCCCUGAUAACAGCUUAGGUGAUAUAAAUGGCUGGAUUCAGAAAAGAGUGGGUUGUGAGAAGAUUGAAGCGAGCCCUGGGUAUCUACUAUUAAAUUCUGCGGGACCAUCUGCUCUCAUGCUGCUGCGUUGGCAUCAGAUAACUCCUUUCCGCGGAGAACUGUCUGUCCAUUCCAGCCACAUCCAGAUGCUCCAGUUCUUGAACUCACUGUUGGAGCACCUCCCUGCGUCCUGCUCCAUCCUGCCGGCCAGAGGUACAAGAGGCCGGGGUACAUCUCAAAUAUUUGCCGCAGCUUUGGAAAAAGAGGUGGUGUCACUCAGAGAGGGGGUGUCGGCGUUACUCUGCAAAGAAGACGAAAGCGAGGCAGAGAAGGGGAGCAUCGAUGACACUCCCGACCCAGGGUCUGCAGAGGGCCUCCGGAGGUGCAGAGAGGUGUGGCGGCAGGACGUGGAGAGGAGCAGGGAAAAGUUGAGCCCUCUGGUGGAUGUGGGGAGGUAUCGUAGGCUGGUCCAAAACAUGUCUGGAGUCCAGCUCGAUGGGGAUUUGGCAGCUCUUUUAGACACUCGGAGGACUUUGCUCGGCUAAUGUGCCUCCAGACUUGAUUACUGUUGCAAAUCCCGUCGCUAAGUCAAUGAUGCCAGGAUCAAGGUUUCGGCUUAAAAGAAUAGUUUGGAUUCUUUGAAAUGGGCUUGUCUGGCAGGGUUGGGGUUUUGUGUGUAUUUGUGACCAGACGGUCGUUAGCACGCUCCCAGCAGCCAAGCCAUGAACGCUUGUGUACAAGGUCAGAAGCAAAAAACAUAUUUUAGCAAGAAAAUCAAUAAAGCUUUGUUUUCCCUUGCAUUAA
Mugil cephalus (flathead mullet) is the source of this 2909-nucleotide messenger RNA. RefSeq names its product FA complementation group B (gene fancb). The transcript is spliced from 8 exons. The record is from RefSeq and is a predicted model, not a curated record. Lineage: Eukaryota; Metazoa; Chordata; Actinopteri; Mugiliformes; Mugilidae. Gene Ontology annotation, biological process: positive regulation of double-strand break repair via homologous recombination; replication-born double-strand break repair via sister chromatid exchange; interstrand cross-link repair. Gene Ontology annotation, cellular component: Fanconi anaemia nuclear complex. The coding region runs from base 68 to 2650 and encodes 860 amino acids.